AUGGCCACCGCUAUCAAGCCCACUCAGAAGCCCGGCGUGGAGGAGGCCGAGGCCGCCCCGAUCCACCGCAUCCGCAUCACCCUCACCUCCAAGAACGUCAAGAACCUGGAGAAGGUGUGUGCCGACCUGAUCCGCGGCGCCAAGGAGAAGCAGCUCAAGGUGAAGGGCCCGGUGCGCAUGCCCACUCGCGUGCUGAAGAUCACCACCCGCAAGUCGCCCUGCGGCAACGGUACCAACACCUUCGAUCGGUUUGAGAUGCGCCUGCACAAGCGCCUCAUCGACCUGCACUCCCCCGCCGAGGUGGUCAAGCAGAUCACCAGCAUCUCGAUUGAGGUUGGCGUGGAGGUCGAGGUGGGUCGCAAUCAGCGGCCGGUGCAAUGCGGAGCGCUGCCAAUGUCACGAUGA
Molecule: messenger RNA, 405 nt
Organism: Chlorella variabilis
Lineage: Eukaryota; Viridiplantae; Chlorophyta; Trebouxiophyceae; Chlorellales; Chlorellaceae
Exons: 4
Coding region: 1-405 (134 amino acids)
Biological process (GO): translation
Cellular component (GO): ribosome; cytosolic small ribosomal subunit
Molecular function (GO): structural constituent of ribosome
Source: RefSeq, a predicted model, not a curated record